GUGCUGCUGAUGUCCAGAUGGCGAUUGAAGGUGAAGGCUGGGCUAUCUCUCUCUAACAGCCGCACUUCCUUUGUGCGCUGCCCCGGACAGUGAAUGCACUGUGUGUGGGAAAGCAAGGCAGGCCCGGGCUCCCACAUUCCUCCGGAACACAUGCGCUGCUGGGUCUAUAGUGGGGCUAUUCAUAAAGCUGAAGCUUGUCACUUUUAUAUUCAGAGAAUGCUUAGAUAUGGAAUAAAUACACAGUUUGACCUUCCUGAAAAGUAUUUAACGUGAUUACCGGUACAGUUGUAUUUUACAUGAGUAAUAAUAAUAAAGUAUCUGUUUUGUAAGCAAAAGCAAAAAAGGCACAUUUUUCUGAGUAGGAAACGAUAUAAAGCUCGCAAUUACAAUUAUUGCAAAAAAAAAAAAUGCCUUUGCCUUUGUUUCAAAGCAUGUGAAGGUGAUGGUGCACAUCCCCGUGCAGACUCCAAACAGCACCAGCAGAACAGUCGAGAGCAGGAGCCUUCGGCUGGUCAGGCGCCAGCUUACUGGGUGGGCCCCCCCGUGCUGAAAUGUGAAGGGCGAGCUGUGCCGUGAGCCGCACAAGAUUCAACGGGUGUGGAGCUGACGCGCGGGCUGGGGUUGCUGGGAGACAGGUGUGCAAACUAAGAAAACCAGUGGUGGAAAAAAUGCGCCGAGACCGCAUCAACAACAGCAUCGAGCAGCUCAAGACGAUCCUGGAGAAAGAGUUCCAGAAACACGAGCCCAACAGCAAGCUGGAUAAAGCCGACGUCUUGGAGAUGACCGUGAGCUUUCUGAAGCAGCAGCUGAAGCCUGAGCCGGUAGCCCCGCAGGCGGACUACAACGAGGGCUAUUCCCGGUGUCUACAGGAGACCGUGCACUUCGUGUCCCUCUGCGCGCCUCAGAAAGGGGAGCGGCUGCUGAACCACUUCUACCGAGACAGGAAAGCCGCCACGAGUUCCAGUUUCCCUGCAUCUCCGGUGACUGUUCCCGCUGGCCAGACCUUCACCAAGCCAGUGGUCCCCAGCCCCGAGAGAGCAGUGUGGAGACCUUGGUAGAUCUGCCACUAAACCCGGGGAGGGGGGUGUAAACCCUCCGGUAGUUUGGAAUGUUUAUUUCCGUUUUUAAUAUUGUUUCAAGCUGCCUUCAUGUUGAACGGCGGUUGUAUAAUACAUGUGAGCACAUCGUUUUACAAUAUGUUUAAUAUGUACGCAUUGCGUUUACAGGAUGGUUCUUUCUGUAGUUUGUGACAGCGGUCCUGCACUUAUUAAGGUUUCUUAUACAGGAGAAACGUCAAUGCAAGUGUCUUUGUUUUACCUGCAGAGUAUGAUAGUCGCCUUUUAUAAAGGUAUUGGGUCGAUUAGUUACUGGCCUAUUUUUGAGAUAUUUUCAACAUGUUCCCUUCAGUGAAAGGGAGAAUUGAUGGGUGCAUUUCAAUGUGUCGCUGUUACAUCACCUCGUGUAAUGCUGUAAAUGCAUAUAACUCUACAUUCGUAGGAGAAGCGUUCUCCAGUGUAUUCUUUAUCGCUAUGGGAAGUUUUAAAAACUUUUUUUUUUUUUUUGGUCAUAAAGAAUCUUAGUUGCCUUUUAUAAUGGCACGAUGUCAUUUUGUAUCGUCCUGUUUGUAACAAUCUGUGAUUGGAAACACUAUCGGGUAUAAUAGGAACAUUAACAUUAUAGUUGUUGUUUUACUUUACCGAUCAUGUUUUAAUGAUUAUUCUUGGAUGUAUUUCUGUUGAUGAAAGUGUUAAGCAUACUUUUGUAUGAUGAUAUAAUAC
Polyodon spathula (Mississippi paddlefish) is the source of this 1778-nucleotide messenger RNA. RefSeq names its product transcription factor HES-5-like. The transcript has 2 exons. The record is from RefSeq and is a predicted model, not a curated record. Gene Ontology annotation, molecular function: protein dimerization activity; RNA polymerase II cis-regulatory region sequence-specific DNA binding; DNA-binding transcription factor activity, RNA polymerase II-specific. Gene Ontology annotation, cellular component: nucleus. Lineage: Eukaryota; Metazoa; Chordata; Actinopteri; Acipenseriformes; Polyodontidae. Bases 669 to 1058 code for a protein of 129 amino acids. Gene Ontology annotation, biological process: regulation of neurogenesis; regulation of transcription by RNA polymerase II; anterior/posterior pattern specification.